CCCGGUCCCGGUCCCGGUGCCGCCUGGCCGCCUCCGACCUCACCCCACCUCACCCGCCUGAGGCAGCGGCUCCCCUCAGCUGCCGGGCCGCUCUCCCGGCCCCGUACGUUUGCAAGCCAUCCUUGAAUCUCUCUGCUGCCGAAGAGAGCAAGCUGUGUUCAAAAGAGCUUCUGCCAUGAUAUGAGGUUUCUAGUAUGUACUUGUAACUGAUAUAGUAAUCUGGACUUUGCACAGGAGGGGGAAAGCCUGACAUUCCUGAAAAUGGCAGCUCAGACAUCCAUGGAAGUUCCAAAAACUGGUAGACAGUUCGUCCUUAAAGAAGAGGUAAUUGCAGAAAGAAAAUGGUUGAAGCUUGAAGAAACAACUUACACUGAUCCCUUUGGUAAACCCAGAACUUGGGAAAGUGUAAAGCGUACUGGCAACAAGAAGGGUGUUUCAGCUGAUGGUGUAGCAGUGAUAGCGGUACUACAGAGAACUCUCCACUACGACUGCGUUGUCCUAGUGAAACAGUUCAGACCUCCAAUUAACGGCUACUGCUUGGAAUUUCCUGCAGGCCUUAUUGAGGAAAAUGAGACUGCAGAAAGCGCUGCAUUGCGAGAGCUGGAGGAAGAAACCGGGUACAAGGGGGAAGUCGUUGAAUGUACUCCAGCUCUGUGCUUGGACCCAGGUUUGUCAAACAGCACGACACACAUCGUGAGCGUCACCAUUAAUGGAGAUGAUGCUGAGAAUACAAGACCUAAGCAAAAACUUGAUGAUGGAGAAUUUGUGGAAGUUAUUUCACUUCCAAAGAACGACCUGCUGCAAAGAAUUGAUGAACUCAUAGCAGAAGAACGGGUUGCAGUGGAUGCCAGGGUUUACACUUAUGCGUUGGCCCUGAAGCGUGCAGCAGAAAAACCGCUCCAAGUUCCUUUUAUGAAGUUCUAAAACUAGACGAUGAGAAAUUUAGUUGAAAACUGACCAAUUCAGAUGGCUUAGAAGUAUAACUCUUCUUGUAAUAAAUGUCCUCUGCUUUACUUGUAGAGCAAAAAAACAAGUAUUUGUAGGAAUGAUUUUGAUCUUUUUAUCUGGAAUGAUGUAACUGACAAAAAGCAUUUCUUCUGACUGCUCAGUCUAUCAAGCCUUGACAGAAUAAUCAUAAUAAAAAGGUUGCUUAAUUUUCAGAAUGGCUCAUUUCUCACUAUAUUCGGCAUUGCGCUUACCUUUCAGUACAAGGAAGAUCCUUCAACAGCGGUAGUUGGUGGUGUAGCAGCGCCUCUUCAAGCCGAGGCCAGCAGGAAGAACGUGCUUCUCAUCCACAAGCAGCAGCAUUUCAACAACUGCAGGAAAUUUUCUAUGGUAGGAGCAGCAAGAGCUGCAGAGGGACACAGUGUGUGUGUGCCCGGGCUGCAGGGUUUGGAAUGGCAGUGUCAGCAGCUUCCUUUUAUGAUUUAGACCUGAAGAUGUUGCUUCCUUCUCCCAGCCCCAACUAAACUAUCCAGAAAGAGAAAAUUGGUUUGUUCAAGCUAAGAAAACUAUGACUCUGACAACAACGAUGACAGUAACGACAAACCCUCUGCUGGUGCACACCAGAAGGGUGUGGGAUGCAGCAGGGGAUUGCGUUUAAGGUACAGGGUUACCUCUGCCUCUCCGUCCGACACAUCCAGUUCCCGGCGGCACCCUGGUCUCAUGACAUCCAGGUUCAUCUUUUGCCAAACAAACCUUCAGCGAAUCUGCGCACAGUGGACCUCUUCUAAUAACAUAAACACCCACCACUGCUUAAAGGUUAGGAUCUAAGAGUUGCAAUAAACAUAUACUAAUAUCAAAGUCUUGCUCGGGAAUAAAUCUGGAUGAAUUAGGAAAACUUUCCUAACUUAGAAAUGAAGCAGGAAACUUGCUUAAGAUUUUCUUGCCUUCACCAACGACACAAAGUUACUUUCAAGUUAAGCACGAGAGAAGACAGAAGAGAUCAAGAUGUGAAAGCAAAGGGAAACAGUUAUUGAUCACAUCUGAGCAGAAAAACUCAAUGAUUUUAAGGGGAGGAACCCUGAAAUUUGUUCUUU
Chroicocephalus ridibundus (black-headed gull) is the source of this 2039-nucleotide messenger RNA. It is a transcript of the gene NUDT5, whose product is annotated as nudix hydrolase 5. The record is from RefSeq and is a predicted model, not a curated record. Bases 262 to 924 code for a protein of 220 amino acids. Gene Ontology annotation, molecular function: ADP-ribose diphosphatase activity. Lineage: Eukaryota; Metazoa; Chordata; Aves; Charadriiformes; Laridae. The transcript has 11 exons. Gene Ontology annotation, cellular component: nucleus. Gene Ontology annotation, biological process: nucleoside phosphate metabolic process; ribose phosphate metabolic process.